UAUAAAACUAAUCAAGACUGUUCUGGGUCAGUACUGAAGGCAACCAUGUUCAAGCUCAUUCUCAUCAUUGGUCUCAACCUCCUACUGAAUGCCCAUCUGGACUCUGCCUACCAGCUGAUGUGUUACUUCAACAACUGGGCUCAGUAUCAGUCAGAUGUGGAAGGUAUUAAGCCUGAUGACAUUGACCCUUGCCUAUGUACUCACCUAAUCUAUUCCUUUGCUGGAAUUUGGAAAAACAAUAUCACCAUGACCAAAAAGAAAGCCUCAGAUGACUACAAAAACUUUAAUAACUUAAAGAAAAGGAACAACCAGCUCAAAACACUCCUGUCCCUUGGAUGCUGGAACUUUGGAGCUGCCCCUUUUGUCACCAUGGUCACUACUCCUGAGAGUCGGCAGUCUUUCGUUACUUCAGUUAUCAAAUUCCUGCGCAAGUAUGGCUUUGAUGGAUUGAACUUAUUUUGGCAGUAUCCUGGCUGUCAUGGCAGUCCUCCUAGGGACAAGCAUCUCUUUACGGUCCUGAUACAGGAAAUUCGUAAAGCUUUUGAGGAGGAGGUGAGUAAGAAUAAAAAGCCCAGACUGUUGGUCACUGCCGCAGUUGAUGGUGCCAUCUCCACAAUCAAAUCUGGCCAUGAGGUCCCACAACUGUCACAGUCCUUGGACUACAUUCAAGUCAUGACAUAUGACCUCCAUGGAGCUUGGGAAGGCUACACUGGAGAAAACAGUCCAUUAUAUAAAUCUCCAACUGAAACUGGCAUCAAGGCCUUCCACAACAUAAAAUACAUCAUGGACAACUGGAAGAACAAAGGGGCAGCACCUGAGAAGCUCAUUGUUGGAUUCCCAGCAUAUGGACAUACCUUCAUCCUGAGUGACUCUUCUAAAACUGGAAUUGGUGCACCUAGCAAUCGUGGUGGCCAUCCAGGGCCCUACACAAAGAAAACUGGACUCUGGGCCUACUAUGAGAUUUGCACUUUCCUGAACAAUGGCGCCACUCAGGUCUGGAAUGCUGCUCAACAAGUGCCCUAUGCCUACCAUGGUAAUGAGUGGGUUGGCUAUGACAAUAUCAAGAGCUUUCAUAUCAAGGCUCAGUGGCUUAAGAAUAACAGUUUUGGAGGUGCCAUGAUCUGGGCUAUUGAUAUGGAUGACUUCACUGGCUCUUUCUGUGGUCAGGGCACAUUCCCCCUGACCUCCACCUUGAAGAAAGCCCUCAAAGUGCACAGUGCAAGUUGCAAAGUAACUUCUACUCCGACCAGUGUGAUUGGAAGAAGGAAUAGCAGCUCUGAGACCUUGGAGCCUGUGUUGCUACUUAGUAGCAAAUAA
Chionomys nivalis (European snow vole) is the source of this 1317-nucleotide messenger RNA. RefSeq names its product acidic mammalian chitinase-like. The record is from RefSeq and is a predicted model, not a curated record. The coding region runs from base 46 to 1317 and encodes 423 amino acids. Gene Ontology annotation, biological process: chitin catabolic process; carbohydrate metabolic process. The transcript has 11 exons. Gene Ontology annotation, molecular function: chitinase activity; chitin binding. Lineage: Eukaryota; Metazoa; Chordata; Mammalia; Rodentia; Cricetidae. Gene Ontology annotation, cellular component: extracellular region.